Messenger RNA from Camelina sativa (false flax), 816 nucleotides. Its product is annotated as mediator-associated protein 3. The record is from RefSeq and is a predicted model, not a curated record. NCBI's taxonomy places the organism in Eukaryota, Viridiplantae, Streptophyta, Magnoliopsida, Brassicales, Brassicaceae.
ACAAACGCACCUCCCACAUACAAAUGUUUUGAAGAAUCCUCCCUCCUCCUUUGGAUUAUUUCAGUGUAGUAUUAAGACAUUUAGUAGGCUUGAACACAUAUAUUUUAGGCCCAUUACUCGGCCCAUUAAGACAAGGUUUUUGACUUUUGUUGUCUUCUCUCUGAAACCCUCAUCUUCGUCGAUCGAUCCUUUGCCCGGCCAGCCGUCUCCAUCCAAGAAAAAAAAAAAAAAAAAAUCAAUGGAGGAAGAAGAAGCAGCGGCGAGAGAAGUGGUGAUGGAUAAGGAUGUGAAGAAGAAGAUCAAGGAAACAGUGAAGAAGAUCCUGAAACGUUCGAGCUUACUUGAGAUCACAGAGAUCAAGGCCCGAGAAGAAGCUUCCUCUGAGUUGGAUCUCGAUCUUUCGCGAGAUCCGUACAAGCUCAUCGUGAGAGAAGCCGUCGACAGUUUCAUAGAGAAGGCGAUUACGAAGAUCGAGACUGAGAUGGGAAAGCUUCAUACUCAGAUUGUAGAAGAUGUGGAUGGAGUUUCAACCAAGAAAACAACAACGGCGGCGAAAAAAAACAAGAAGAAGAAGAAGAAGAAAACAAAGAAGGUGGUGGAAGAAGAAGAAGAAGAAGAAGAGAUAACAGCUGCUUCUUCUUCUGUUUAGUUUUAAAAAUUAGAAAUUCGACAAUUUAAGAAUAUUUAAGAUGUCUCUUAGUGGAAUUAGUGUUUUACUCAUCAAAGACUUCCUCAAAAAAUAUUCUGGGAGUGUUGAUAAAUCCCAAUGUAUGACACCAGAAUCAACCUCUCGGCUACUUCCUUGAUACUUGUGGU